This is a messenger RNA of Scedosporium apiospermum, 1053 nucleotides long. RefSeq lists its product as uncharacterized. NCBI's taxonomy places the organism in Eukaryota, Fungi, Ascomycota, Sordariomycetes, Microascales, Microascaceae. Gene Ontology annotation, biological process: pyridoxal 5'-phosphate salvage. Gene Ontology annotation, molecular function: pyridoxal kinase activity. Gene Ontology annotation, cellular component: cytosol. The coding region runs from base 1 to 1053 and encodes 350 amino acids. The transcript has 5 exons. The record is from RefSeq and is a predicted model, not a curated record.
AUGGUGGAAGACUUCCCCGUCCCGGAAACCCGUGUGCUUGCGGUUGCUAGCCAUGUGGUGUCUGGGAACGUCGGAAAUAAGAUUGCCGUCUUCGUCCUUCAGUCACUUGGCUGUGAAGUUUCGGCGUUGAACACAGUCCAGUUCAGCAACCACACUGGGUACGGCCAAUGGAAAGGCUCGAGAGUGUCGGCCGAGGAGAUUACCGACCUGUACAACGGCCUCAAACAGUCAUACCUAGACGAGUUUGAUAUGAUGCUCACGGGGUAUAUACCUGGAGCUGCAGCCGUGAACGCUGUAGGCGCUAUUGCCAAAGAGCUUCAGGGCAAGACAGAGUCAGCACCGGGUACCUUCUUUUGGGUUCUUGAUCCUGUCAUGGGAGAUAACGGUAGGUUAUACGUCGCAGAAGAUGUGGUGCCAGCCUAUCGGUCCCUGAUCCCGUACGCCGACCUGAUCUUGCCAAAUCAGUUCGAAGCCGAAGUACUCUCGGAAGUAAAGAUCAACGACAUGGAAACACUGAAGCAAGCCAUCAGGACGAUGCACGAGAAAUUCGGCAUUCCGCACGUAAUGAUCACUUCGGUCAAUCUAGAAAGCACCGGUUUAUUCCCGGACCACCUCUGUGUCGUGGGAUCAACCAUGACAUCCGAUCGCAAGGCCCGGCUUUUCAAGAUCCAGUUUCCUGCUAUGGACUGCUAUUUCAGUGGCACCGGAGACAUGUUUGGUGCCCUGACAGUAGUGAGAAUGCGAGAGGCCGUUUCCAAGACUCCCGGUUUGAUGGGAGUAUCCUCUUGGGUGAGUGAGGAUUCGGUCGAUGCUCUUGACCUUCCGCUGGCACGAGCCGCUGAGAAGGUGGUGGGAAGCAUGCAUCAAGUUCUGUCCAAAACUUUAGAAAGUAUGAAAGCGGCAUUGAAGCCGGCCGCGAACGCACAGAUCGGCGACGGCCCUGAUGCAAACCAAUCUCAACUUGUUAGGUCCAAAGCUUCGGAGCUACGCCUCGUGAGGAAUUUGUCUUGUCUACAGAACCCUACACAAGAAUUCAAGGCUAUUAGAAUUUAA